CUGCUUCUCUCUCUAGCGAGCAACCCGCGCGCCGGAGAGAGAGAUACAGGGAGGGAAACCCGAAGCCCAGGAGACCAACCCCACCACCGUCGUCGUCUACUGCACCGGAGAUGGAGUCGCCGGGGGCCAGCCCGUCCCGGGAGCAGAUUGCUGCGGCGGCGGCGGCGCCGGCCGAGCGCCCCUCCGAGGCGGUCGCGCUGCGUGCGCUCGUCGACCGCGUGCGCGCCGGGGAGGUCGAGGCCGCGCGCGAGGUGCGCCGCCUCACCCGGGCCUCCUCCAGGCACCGCCGCAAGCUCGCCGCCGCCGUCGAGCCGCUCGUCGCCAUGCUCCGCUCCGGCGCCCCCGAGGCCGGCGAGGCCGCGCUCCUCGCCCUCCUCAACCUCGCCGUCCGGGACGAGAGGAACAAGACGAAGAUAGUGGAUGCUGGUGCACUUGAGCCACUGCUAGGUUAUUUGCAAUCAAGUGAUCUGAACUUGCAGGAGUAUGCAACUGCAGCCCUUCUUACGCUCUCGGCCUCAUCUACAACUAAACCUAUUAUAAGUGCUUCCGGAGCAAUCCCCUUGCUGGUAAAGGUCCUGAAAGAAGGAAAUUCACAAGCUAAGAAUGACUCAGUGAUGGCUCUUUACAACCUCUCCACAGUUACAGAUAACCUUCAAACAAUCCUUUCCAUUCAGCCAAUCCCCUCUUUAAUAGAGUUGCUGAAGGGUGGAAAGAGAUCCUCCAAAACGGCUGACAAAUGCUGUGCCCUCUUGGAGUCAUUGCUUGCCUUUGAUCAAGGACGAGUGGCCUUGACUUCUGAGGAAGGUGGAGUGCUCACCAUUGUGGAGGUACUUGAGGAAGGAUCCCUUCAAGGUAGGGAGCACGCAGUGGGAGCUCUACUGACCAUGUGUGAGAGCGAUCGCAAUAAAUAUAGAGAUAUCAUUCUAAACGAAGGGGCAAUCCCUGGACUUCUUGAACUCACAGUCCAUGGUACACCCAAGUCCAGAGUGAAGGCUCAUGUUCUUCUUGACUUGCUUCGCAACUCACCGUAUUCAAGAUCAAAGCUGCCAGCAGACACACUUGAGAACAUCGUAAGCAACAUUGCUUCACAAAUAGAUGGCGAGGACCGUGGUGGGAAAGCUAAGAAGAUGCUUGCCGAGAUGGUGAAGGUUAGCAUGGAGCAAAGCUUGAGGCAUUUGCAGCGUCGGGCUUCUUUUGCAUGAUCAGGUGAUUGCCAUGUUUUGCAAUGGAAGUAGACAUAGUGGAAAUAAUGAGUUUGCUGGUGAUGCCGGUCCAGGCCUUGACAGGACCGAGUGACUGGUUUUAGCGCUCAUAUACUUAAGCUGUUGAAGUAGUUCAUUUUCCAUUUCAAUCUUGUGUGUUCUGAACAAGAACAAAAUUUUCUUCUGUUUCUCAUGUGCCCUUCCUGCACUUUGUGCAUGAAAGGCCAAAAAACAAAAAAGCAAAAGGCAGAAAACCAAAAAAAGAAAGACAUUUCCUUUGAGGAAUGGACUGUACAUGAUAUAAAGCAAAGAUCCCAUUCUUCAUGUC
Messenger RNA from Oryza brachyantha (malo sina), 1530 nucleotides. Its product is annotated as U-box domain-containing protein 4. The coding region runs from base 111 to 1202 and encodes 363 amino acids. Gene Ontology annotation, cellular component: cytoplasm; nucleus. Gene Ontology annotation, molecular function: protein binding. The transcript has 2 exons. The record is from RefSeq and is a predicted model, not a curated record. Lineage: Eukaryota; Viridiplantae; Streptophyta; Magnoliopsida; Poales; Poaceae.